CACAUUGCCUUCGAGAAAACUCGUGAAGUUACAACAAAAAAGAAAAAAAGAGACAAGAAUUAAAAUUUUAAUAUUACUGGAUUGUAAACAAGGUAUAUUACAAUUAUGUCGCUAUUUGGUGCGUUAAUGGGCGAUUUCGACGAUGAUCUUGGAUUCAUGAAUAAUCACAUGAACCACCACAUGAACGCCAUGAAUAUGCAAAUGCGUUCGAUGAACCGCUUGAUGAACUCUUUUAUGCCCGAUCCAUUCAAUAUGCUGGGACCAUCGCCAUUUGAUCCUGGCUUUCAGCAGGGCGCAUUGAUGGAGCGCGGCCAACAGUCUAUGGCUCCCAUGGGCGGCGGUCUAUUUGGAUUUCCAGCCAUGCCCGGUUUCAAUCGUUUGAUUAAUGCCGAUAUUGGCGCUAAUAAUGGCGCAUCGUUUUGCCAAAGCACCGUGAUGACCAUGUCCUCGGGUCCAGAUGGACGCCCGCAGAUUUAUCAGGCUAGCACUAGCACCAAAACCGGACCUGGCGGUGUGCGUGAGACACGCAAGACGGUUCAAGAUUCGCGCUCGGGUCUUAAAAAGAUGGCCAUCGGUCAUCAUAUUGGCGAGCGCGCACACAUUAUCGAAAAGGAACAGGACUUACGCUCUGGCCAGCUGGAAGAGCGUCAGGAGUUUAUAAAUUUGGAUGAAGAGGAGGCCGAGCAAUUCGAUCGUGAGUUUACCACUCGCGCCACACGCGGCAUCAUGCCACAUGGAAGUGGCCAUGGCGGCCUGCAGGCCAUACGCGGCGCUCGCCCAACUGCUGGGGGCUCAACAGUCACCAUUGAGCCGCUCGAUGACGAUGAUGACGAUUGUGUGAUUCAAGAGCCGCCUCGCACAGGCCGUCAAUUGCCCGCUUUGCCAGCGCCUCCAACAGCACCGCAUAGCAGCGACACUCUUGCAGCAGCAGCAGCAGCAACAACAACUUCGCCACGUCGUGCCAUUACAACAACAACAACAGCAACGUCUUCGCCCCCAACUCUCGACGUAACAAACAACAACAACAACAACCACUAUUUGAGCACCGGAAAUAUGUCAGCAUCGCGUCGCGCCUAUAUGCGCAAUGGUCAGCAUUUGGCCACGCCCCGUCGCCCGCUACGUACGCCUUCCUCGUCACCGCUGGCCACCGUAUCCAGCGCUAGUCACAGCAUUGCCGGCACGCCAAGCAUACAUCCACAUCCCUAUGCUGCAAAUCCCGCUGCCGCCCGUCGCCAGCAACGUCUAAAGCAUCACCACCAACAGUCGAGCGCCACCCGUGGAUUGGAGGAUGGGAGCGAGCCCCGUGUCAAAUCGUCUAAGCGGAAUAAACCUCAAUAAUAUGAUGUGGGCAAGGAUACACACACGCAUACCUAACAGCACACACAAGCACACACACACCUAACAGCAUACACAGACAGCGUUAGUUUAGCCUCCAAUUGCAAAGCGCAAACCUAUAGUACAUGUUAUCGAUAAACGAUUACAGUCAUGCAGACACACACACACACACACAUACACACACACACACAUACAAAUUUCUAAUUAUAUGUUAUUAUCUUCUAUUAGAUUCGCGUAUCUGCAGUGUGCGCGUUUUCCCCACUUUGUACCAAUGAUUUUUGGCCAGGCCAAACCAAAAAUCAAAUUGACUAUUUCCAUAUUUUUAGCGACAACGCGUGUCUUAGUUUUGUAUUAAAAUAUAUUUGGCACAGAGCGUGACACGCAGGCUCGCCAAUCUGCGAUAACAUUUUGUAAUCAAUAGUUUUUCGGACGCCGGGCAACUGUUCACACCCCACACGAACAAUAUACAAACACUUACAAUCCCCACACCCACAUCUAAAAUGUUAAUGAAAAUUUUUAGUUGUAUUAAAGUUAAAAAAAAAAAGCUCUAAUUUUAAGUUGAAUCGUUUAAAA
Messenger RNA from Drosophila virilis, 1908 nucleotides. RefSeq names its product myeloid leukemia factor (gene Mlf). The record is from RefSeq and is a predicted model, not a curated record. NCBI's taxonomy places the organism in Eukaryota, Metazoa, Arthropoda, Insecta, Diptera, Drosophilidae. Gene Ontology annotation, biological process: regulation of DNA-templated transcription. Gene Ontology annotation, cellular component: nucleus; cytoplasm.